Messenger RNA from Serendipita indica DSM 11827, 1911 nucleotides. NCBI's taxonomy places the organism in Eukaryota, Fungi, Basidiomycota, Agaricomycetes, Sebacinales, Serendipitaceae. The record is from the annotation of a GenBank genome assembly.
AUGUCAAAGCUUCUCAAAAAGACAUGGAAGCGUGUCUCCAUGCUAGGCAGCGUUGAGAAUGGCCCUGUUUAUCCGCUAUCCGCACCGGAAGUUCCCAAUGACCUCGGUCAAAACAGCAACGGCCCAAGGCGUACCAACAUCUCCGCAGUUGCGCCAGGAGGCUUCGAAAGCGAGCGUCCAGAGGAAGAGGAACAGUCAAAGGAGCCCAUAACGAUUGCGGUCAUUGGGGCGGGACAGCGGGGACAGACAUUUGGAUACUACGCAAGAACGCACCCCAAGAAAUGUAAAGUUGUCGCCGUAGCUGAGCCUAGACUGGAAACAAGGACAGAGUUUGCUAUAAAACAUCAAAUUCCGGACAAGCACGCAUUCACAUCACAUAGCGAGCUUCUGGCUGUAUCUGACGUGCUGGUGGCGGACGGCAAACCCCGAAUAGCUCAGGCGGUGAUCAUUUGUGUCCAAGACAAGAUGCAUGCCGAACUGAGCAUUCAGUUUGCGCGACGGGGAUUCCACGUGCUUUGUGAGAAGCCGUUAGGCGUCAAUAUCAAUGAAUGCCUACAAGUCACGGAAGAAGUCGAGAAAGCCAACGUUGUCUUUGCACUUGGCCAUAACUUUCCCUACUCACCAUACGCCGCCUCUCUGACAGAAUUAAUUCAUUCUGGAGCACUUGGACGGCUUUUACAUAUCGUGCACAUUGAACCAGUGGGAUACUAUCACUUUGCGCACUCGUAUGUACGAGGAAACUGGCAAUCAGAGCAUACGUCUGCACCUAUUGUUCUCACGAAAUCCUCACACGAUCUCGAUAUAUUCUGUCGAUGGUUCUAUCCAUUGGUGCCCAAACAUGUCUCCAGUUUCGGCGGUCUCAGCCACUUUCGACGCGAGCGAAAACCAUCAGCUGCUCGGGGUGUGAUGCGAUGUCUCGAGUGUCCAUCCAGUGUCGAGCAGCGGUGCGAAUACAGCGCAAAGAGAAUCUAUCUAUCCCCAAUCCAAGGCGGGUCUGUCGGCUGGCCUGGAAACACCAUCGUCGACGGACGACCGACGGUCGAAAAGAUGACUCGAGCUCUAGAGGAAACACCAUACGGACUUUGCGUGUACGAGUCGGACAACGACGUACCAGACCAUCAAACCAUUUCAAUUCAAUUCACCGCACCUACAGACGACAAUGACCUUGUGCAAAAGGAUAGGAGUAGGAGCAACUUUCGAAGGCUAUAUGCAGAGUCGCCCGAGCGUUCAGCCAGUCAAAGUCGUGAACGUUCUCAUGCGCGCCAACCGCACCGUCAAUCGUCGACAUCACUACAGCACCCACCACAUAAUCGUGCGGCCACCCCACAUUAUCGCUCGCAGAGUCACAGCCAAGUCCGUAGGACAAACCUAGAAAGCGAGCCUCCUCGACCACGUAGAACAGAAGACUUGCCGCCGACAAAUCCGACGAUUUCGUUUACCAUUGCGGCGCAUACGGAUUCGAUAUGUAUGCGCAAGACGACACUGUACUUUGAGCACGGAGAGGUGAUUGGGGAUAUGUCGACGUAUACCGUUACCGAUUUCCGGGACUUUGGACGACAUGCCCGGCGUGUUAUUCCACCACCUGGACUUGGUGGAGGUCAUGGCGGUGGUGAUUGGGCUCUGAUGGAAGCGUGGUUGCGAGCGAUUGAGCUGCGCGAGAGUGGCACUCCAGAGGGCCCCGGCCCCGAAGGACCAAGCCCCUUAGGUGUCGGUGCCUCUGUGAGGGAUCAACUCCGAGUGUUCAUGACAGGGUUUGCUAUUGAAGAGGCAAGGAAGGAGCUCAAAGUGGUCGAUUGUGCCGAGUUUGAAUCUAGGAUGACGCGACGGUAUGCGAGACGUGACGACGAGCAAGAGUCGCAGAUUGCAGAGGUUGCGAUUGAAUACGAUCCAGAAUUGCCUUCCGAGCACUAG